AAGCUACUUGAAAGCAGGUUAAAAAAGGUUAAAUAUCAGUCGUGUUGUGUCAUUGUCUAAUUUCAAUAAACGGUUGUGACUAUUUCAAUCAAAUAUAAUUGUUAAGUGAAAAUUCUUCAACAUAACAGAUGUUUAUUGUAAGAAAUGUCACAAAUUGAUAUUCAGAAUUUAUUUGAUAAAAGCAGGUUUCCCAGUGGUUGGUGCCUUCUACCUAUAUUUUUAUAUACCCCAGUGGGUCUCUUACUUGUAUUGCUACGACUUUUAACUGCUCUGCAACUGUGGCUCCUUGCAUCGCUCUUACCUGAUUGCAAUACUCUUCGAAUAUUCUUGAAUCAUGGAUUUAGUUUUGCUUUUGGUAUUAUGGUAAAAAUUCCUAAAGACGAAGUUAUAGACAAACAAACAAGAAUUAUAAUUGCCAAUAAUGUCUCAGUCCUGGAUCAUUUUGCAUUAUAUAAAGCUACACAAGCACUAUCCCCUAGCGUAUGGGAACUACCUAAUGUUCUUAGCAAUGCAUUAGGUCUACAAAUGAUGGAUAUGAGUAGCAAGGAAGCUCUAAUAACAAAUAUUAAACAGUUUCUUUCUACUUCAAAAUGUAAUAUUGCGCUACAACCUGAAUUUGGGACAACUAAUAGCCGUGUAGCCUUGUUAAAAUUCAACUCCUGGCCAUUUAUAAUUGAAUCAUCUGUUCAGCCAGUUAUAAUUAAAACAUGGAGACCAGAAUUCAUACCUAUUCGUGUUACCUCGUUAGCAUCCACAUGGUGGGCUGAUGUCUUCUGGUUUAUGUUUGUUCCUUACACAGUUUUCACAUUUAAGUACCUGAAAAUAAAAAAAAAUGUAGAUUGUGAAGUACUGGUACGUGAAGUAGAAAAAGAUAUAGCGACUAGUCUUGGACUUAAAACAAGUUGUCAUACUGUAUCAGAUAAAGCAGAAUUUGAAAAACGUUGCAUCAUGGAAAAAACGCAGAACAGAAGACUUAAUAGAAGAAGUUCUCUAAAUUCACAAGUCAUACAUAAUAUUGAAAUACAAAGAAUGGUACGACAAGUCAAUGAAGUGCUUCCAUUGGUCCCUCAAAAUGUGAUUCUUAGAGAUCUGUUGAAAACACGCAAUGUUGACAUUACAAUUGCCAAUAUUCUGGAUGGCAUAGUUACUUAUACCCCAGAAUCAACACAAACGAUUGUUACACCAUCAGCAUCAUAUAAUCAAUUACAAACAAGCUCUGUCAAGGAUAAUAGUAAUCUAGGAUCUUCUUCCUUCCAGGAAAGAAAGGCUAAAAUGAUCAAAGAAGCUAGGGAAAGGUAUAUUCAAAAGCAUGGUCUUAAAAAUUGCUGACAUUCUUACUGCAGUUUUAUUGUGAUUAUUAUAUCUUCAUUUAAAACAAAUAUGUAAUGUUUUGCCGUAUGUGUAUUUACUAUUACAUAAUAUAAAUAUAAUUUUAUUUCUAAAAUACAA
Molecule: messenger RNA, 1449 nt
Organism: Hylaeus anthracinus
Lineage: Eukaryota; Metazoa; Arthropoda; Insecta; Hymenoptera; Colletidae
Product: lipid droplet-regulating VLDL assembly factor AUP1-like
Exons: 3
Coding region: 145-1329 (394 amino acids)
Cellular component (GO): membrane
Molecular function (GO): ubiquitin binding
Source: RefSeq, a predicted model, not a curated record